Messenger RNA from Melopsittacus undulatus (budgerigar), 1091 nucleotides. RefSeq names its product FAM3 metabolism regulating signaling molecule D (gene FAM3D). The coding region runs from base 170 to 847 and encodes 225 amino acids. The transcript is spliced from 10 exons. Lineage: Eukaryota; Metazoa; Chordata; Aves; Psittaciformes; Psittaculidae. The record is from RefSeq and is a predicted model, not a curated record.
CCAGGCUGGGCUGGGCUGGGCAGCCACAGCACCGAGCACGUAGUGUCCCAGCUCCCCAGGAUGUCCCAGCACACACAGCCCGCAGAGAGGGACGGCACUCCCGGGACGCUGAGCGGGUAACUUGUGACUUUUGGCUACCCCUUUGGCUGUGCUUUCUCUCACCAUCACUAUGCGGCUGGCAGGCCUGAUUCGAUACUUGUCCGUGUUCUUCACACUGCUGGGCACAUGGUUCAUCCUGCAGACAUACUUCGAUCAGAGCUGGAAAGCCAUCAGCCUGAGGAGCUGGAUUGGUGCCAUGGACAAGCCCAGCAGCAAGCAGCUGCCCCAGCACAAGUGUGGGAACCAUAGGAGCUGCCCCCAGAACCAUUUUGCCUUCAAGAUCAUCAGUGGCGCUGCAAACGUGGUGGGACCCUCCAUCUGCUUCGAUGACAUGGUCCUCAUGAGCAGUGUGAAAAACAACAUUGGCAGAGGCUUGAACAUCGCUUUGGUGAAUGGGACCAAUGGGCAGCUCCUGACGACUGACACGUUCGACAUGUACUCUGGAGACAUUAACAAACUGGACACUUUCCUCCAAGAGAUCAAGCAUGGCACCAUCGUGCUGACGGCAAGCUAUGAUGACCCUGCCACAAAGAUGAAUGACAAGGUGCGGGCACAUUUUAUUGAGCUGGGCAGCAGCUACGUGAGCAAGCUGGGCUUCAGGGACAACUGGGUCUUCUUGGGAGCAAAAGGGUUGAAGAACAAGAGCCCCUUUGAAGAGUACAUCAAAAACAACAAGACAACAAAUAAAUACGAUGGCUGGCCUGAGCUGCUGGAGAUGGAGGGCUGUGCGCCCAGGAAGAUGGAUUAGCAUCAAGCCCCAGCCUGCCAUGAAGGGCAGUUUCCACCAGUCUCACAGAGACACCAGCCCCAUCGUGGGGUCUCCAACCCCCUCACACCACCCCCAGCUCCCCAACUGCUUGGUCACAGAGCCCAACAGCAGCUCUCAGAAACCAGCCCCAUGUGUAGGGCUCAAAAGAGCUGUACAAGUGCUUUCAGAGCCUGAGGCUUCAGCCAACCUGUCCUCAUCUAUGGGUCAAUUCAGGGUUGGUUUU